Molecule: messenger RNA, 1656 nt
Organism: Scedosporium apiospermum
Lineage: Eukaryota; Fungi; Ascomycota; Sordariomycetes; Microascales; Microascaceae
Product: putative thiamine biosynthetic bifunctional enzyme
Exons: 4
Coding region: 1-1656 (551 amino acids)
Biological process (GO): thiamine biosynthetic process
Cellular component (GO): cytoplasm
Molecular function (GO): thiamine-phosphate diphosphorylase activity; ATP binding; magnesium ion binding
Source: RefSeq, a predicted model, not a curated record
AUGGGAAAGCCCACGGUCGACUACUCCCUCUACCUCGUCACAGACUCAACCCCCGCCAUCCUCGGCGAGCGGAACCUCGUCUCCGUCGUCGAGGCCGCUCUCAAGGGCGGCGUCACGCUCGUGCAGUACCGCGACAAGACGAGCGACACGCGCGUUCUUGUCGACACGGCGAGGGAGCUGCACGUUGUGACGAAAAAGUAUGGCGUGCCGUUGCUGAUCAACGAUCGCGUGGAUGUUGCGUUGGCUGUUGGGUGUGAGGGGGUUCACAUUGGACAGGAUGAUAUGGAUCUACCUACAGCCAGGAAACUCCUCGGCGACGACAAAAUCAUAGGCGUCUCUGCCUCCACCACCCAAGAAGCCCAAAAAGCCUGCGAUGAAGGCGCAGACUACCUAGGCAUCGGUACCAUCUUCUCAACCUCCACGUACUCUAUUUCCCCUCCCCCAUCCCCACAGACCACGAAAAAAAAGAACAAACUUGCUGACAUCCCCCCCAGCAAAUCCAACACCAAAAACAUCAUCGGCACCGCAGGCCUCCGCACCAUCCUCUCCUCCCUCGCGCAGACCCAUCCCACCACCCCGACCGUCUGCAUAGGCGGCCUCCACCCCCAUAACAUCCAGCGUGUGCUCUACCAAUCCGCCACGGACGGCAAGGCUCCCGACGGCGUGGCCCUCGUCAGCGCCAUCGUGGCGGCUGCUGACCCCGAAGCGGAAUCUCGCAGGCUCCUCGAGCUAGUGAGGACGCCGCCGGCGUUCGUGACGAGGAGCGCGGGUGCUGGUGAGAGGGUGGAAAGUGUUCGGGUGGUGCUUGACUUGGUGGGGGAGGUUGUUGGGGCUGUUGAUGGCGGGAAUCCUUUGUCGCAUAAUAUGACGAAUUUGGUUGUGCAAAACUUUGCGGCCAACGUUGCGCUUGCCGUGGGUGCCUCGCCCAUCAUGGCCAAUUAUGGCGAGGAAGCGGCGGACCUUGCCAAGUUAGGAGGCGCACUCGUCGUCAAUAUGGGGACUGUUACCCCCGAGGCGUUGGUGAACUACGAAAAGGCCUUGAGGGCGUAUAAUCUUGCGGGAGGACCGGUCGUCUACGAUCCCGUUGGCGCCGGAGCCACCGCGGUCCGCCGCAACGCCGUCAAAACCAUCAUGGGAUUAGGCUACCUCGACAUCAUCAAGGGCAACGAAGGCGAAAUCCUCACCGUCGCCUCCCUCACGGCCCCCGACUCCCCACAACAGCAGCAGCAGCAGCGCGGCGUAGACUCCUCGCACAAGCUCUCCGUCGCCGAAAAAGCAACCCUCGUAUCGACGCUAGCGCGCCGCGAGCGCAACAUCGUCGUCUGCACCGGCAAAACGGACGUAGUUUCCGACGGCACGAGGACCUUCGCCGUCUCCAACGGCCACGAGAUGCUGGGCAGGGUGACGGGGACGGGGUGCGUUCUCGGGACGACCAUCUCGGCGUUUGCGGCUGCGUACGGCGGGGAUAGGUUGGUCGCCGUGGUGGCGGCUUUGGUGGUUUUCGGGAUUGCUGGGGAGAGGGCGGCGGAGAGGGAGGGGGUUGUUGGCCCGGGGGGGUUCGUGCCGGCUUUUCUUGAUGAGUUGUUUAGGGUACGAAAGGAGACUGUUGCGGGGGAUUUGGAGUGGUUGAAGAGGACUAAGGUCGAGAAGUUGUGA